Messenger RNA from Megalobrama amblycephala (Wuchang bream), 1246 nucleotides. RefSeq names its product zinc finger BED domain-containing protein 4-like. The record is from RefSeq and is a predicted model, not a curated record. Lineage: Eukaryota; Metazoa; Chordata; Actinopteri; Cypriniformes; Xenocyprididae. Gene Ontology annotation, molecular function: protein dimerization activity. The coding region runs from base 1 to 912 and encodes 303 amino acids. The transcript is spliced from 3 exons.
AUGGACCGCCUCCUUGGGAGGAUCAGGAAGGUGGUUUCCUACUUCCACCGAAGCACAACAGCUGCUCAUGUGCUUAAGACAAAGCAAGAAAUGCUAAAGCUGCCUACUCAUAAGCUCAUACAUGAUGUCCCAACAAGGUGGAACUCCACUUAUGAUAUGUUGGAGUGUUAUCUGGAGCAGCAGGCAGCUAUAUACUCUGCAUUGACCGACAAGACCCUGAAGAAAAAUGUCAAAGACAUCAUCACCCUGUCUGAUGAUGAUGUGAGAGUGGCAGAGGAGGUCCUCCAGGUGCUUAAACCCCUCAAAACUGUUACAUCUCUGCUGAGCACUGAAACUUCACCAUCCGUGUCAAUGAUCCUGCCGCUGAAAACAAGGAUUCUACAAUCCAUGGCUCCAAAUCUACUGCCCUGGAUCCGAGGUUCAAGUCCCUGUCUUCACAUGGACCCUGCCCUACGCCAGAGGACAUACAGUGACCUCACCACUGAGAUUGUGAGCAGUCUGGGCACUGAAGACUGUGAUGAGGGUCAAGCUGCAGAGCCAACAGGAGCAAACUUGGACACAUCUCCUCCACAAAAGAAGUCGGCGAUUGCAGAGCUUUUUGGAGAGACCUUUUCCAGCAAAGACAUGGACAGCAAGACUCCUGCUGACAUCAUCAAAGAGGAGGUGGCAUCCUACCUGGCAGCAAGCGGCAUUACAGUGGAUGGUGAUCCACUGACAUGGUGGAAAAGCAAUGAGUGUAAAUACCCUCAUAUUGCCAAGAUGGCAAGAUGCUAUCUCGCUGUGCCAGGCUCUUCAGUUCCUUCCGAGAGAGUGUUCUCAACAGCAGGGGACAUAGUGACUGCAAAGAGGUCCACACUCUCCCCAGACAAUGUAGACAUCCUUGUCUUUUUGAAAAAGAAUUUGAAAUUAUAAGCUCAGGUAUGCAUUGCUUUCUUUCUUUUAUUCUUCUUUGAUGAUGUGGACAUAGGCUUUAUUUCACUAUCCAUGUUUAAAGGAAGGAGAUAUGCCUUUUUAUGUUGCACUUUAAGUUGUUUUUCAUUAAUUAUGUUAAAAAGAAGAUAUUAUGCCUUGUGCACUUUAAGUUGAUUUUAUAUAUUUUAAUUUAAUAAUUUAAAAGUGUUAAUAAACAAAAAGACAAAACUUAUGUUUAUUUGUCUUGUCUUUUUUUUGCUGAUCCGAAAAAUGAUCCGAUCCGUGACUCUGAUCCGAGAAACGAUCCGAACCGUGAGUUUUUUGAUCCGUUGCA